AUGAAUUGUCCUUCUCGAACUGACGAUGAAGUCCUCCUGAACCCAACCUGGAAUCAGAACCCACCUCGCUUUGCAGCCGAUCUCACGACAUGCCAAGAUUUAAAUGGAAUUGCGAAUGCCAGGGAGCUCAGUGAUGCUGAUCGAUUGCGCAGCGGCGCACAAGGUCUCAGACGCUGCGACGUGGACCAACGUCAUUUUCAAGAGAAGGAGAAGCAAUUGUUUGCGCUUGGGAAGGGUGUCAAGGGUCCUCAAAAUGGACCUUGCACCCGAACAACCGCAAUCAUGAGAAAUGAACAUCAAUUUGGCGUCAGCAUAGCUGGUCGCAAAAUGUCGCAGACGCAGUUCAAGAGCUGGGGUCGCUGGAUCCUCUCUGUGCUCUGCACCUCCAUGUUCAUGUCUUACAUGGGCAGAAAUCGAACAUCGAGUGUCCCGGCAACUCACCACUACCCUAAGCGAGAUGGCUGUGCUGUCGGCGGCGCGCAGCCUGACUACAACCUACCUUUCCACGUCGGAGGGCUGUUCAUGAUCCUUUUCAUCUCCUCAACAGCAUGUGCCUUCCCGAUUCUGGUGAUCAAGUUCCCCCGUCUGCGCAUACCCGCGUCUUUUCUCUUCACUGCGAAGCACUUCGGAACUGGUGUCUUGAUUGCAACAGCGUUCGUGCAUCUGCUACCUACAGCGUUCCUGUCACUCAGCGAUCCCUGCUUGUCGGGCUUCUGGACCGACGACUACCCGGCAGCGCCUGGCGCAAUCAUGUUGGCUAGUAUCUUCUUUGUGACAAUCAUUGAGAUGGUCUUCUCACCAGGUCGACACUGCUGUGGUGGCAACGAAGGAGUAAAAGGUGUUGCCCGCGAUGCAGUACAAGAAAAGGAGAAUGAAGUGUGCACAGCACCAGAUGUCCAAGCUCAGAUGAGAAGGACUUAUUCCGAGGGCAGCAUGCAAGAACAAGUUCGCUCAAUGGGCAACUUGAGAGGCCGAGUCACCAGCAUCAGUCGCACUCUUUCCCAGUACCGUGCAGAAACUCGAAGACUUGGCGCCAUUGAAUCUGCUGAGGAGGCGAGUCCAGCUGAGGUCGAUAAGAAGAGCAACGAAAACGCAAUCGAGGAUCCUGAGACCAAUCAGCAGGGCGUUCAAAUGACGCCCGACCAAGCUCACAAGAAAGCUGUGCUACAGUGCUUUCUCCUAGAGAUGGGUAUUUUGUUCCACAGCAUCUUUAUCGGCAUGUCUCUCGCCGUUGCCAUCGGCAAUGACUUUGUUGUCUUGCUGAUUGCCAUCAUCUUUCAUCAAACCUUCGAAGGCCUCGCUCUCGGUGUACGCAUCGCUGCCAUCUCCUGGCCCGUUCGCUCUCCUCAACCGUGGCUUAUGGCCGUAGCGUACGGCUGCACAACGCCUCUUGGCCAGGCCAUCGGUAUCGCGACGCAUACCCUAUAUAGCCCAGACUCUGAGGUUGGGCUAUUGGUUGUUGGCGUUAUGAAUGCUAUCUCUGCUGGCUUCCUUGUAUUUGCCUCUCUUGUGGAGCUCAUGUCCGAGGACUUUUUGAGUGAUGAGAGCUGGCAGGUGUUGAGGGGCAAGAAUAGGGUCAUAGCAUGCCUAUUGGUCUUCUUUGGGGCUUUCCUGAUGAGCUUGGUUGGAGCCUGGGCAUAG
Didymella exigua CBS 183.55 is the source of this 1641-nucleotide messenger RNA. Its product is annotated as Zip-domain-containing protein. The record is from RefSeq and is a predicted model, not a curated record. Gene Ontology annotation, biological process: zinc ion transmembrane transport. Gene Ontology annotation, molecular function: zinc ion transmembrane transporter activity. Gene Ontology annotation, cellular component: plasma membrane. The coding region runs from base 1 to 1641 and encodes 546 amino acids. NCBI's taxonomy places the organism in Eukaryota, Fungi, Ascomycota, Dothideomycetes, Pleosporales, Didymellaceae. The transcript has 3 exons.